Messenger RNA from Rosa chinensis, 2205 nucleotides. RefSeq names its product glyceraldehyde-3-phosphate dehydrogenase, cytosolic. The record is from RefSeq and is a predicted model, not a curated record. The transcript has 11 exons. Lineage: Eukaryota; Viridiplantae; Streptophyta; Magnoliopsida; Rosales; Rosaceae. The coding region runs from base 252 to 1277 and encodes 341 amino acids. Gene Ontology annotation, biological process: glucose metabolic process. Gene Ontology annotation, molecular function: NAD binding; oxidoreductase activity, acting on the aldehyde or oxo group of donors, NAD or NADP as acceptor; NADP binding.
ACCGUGACCUAUUAAGAAGAUUGUUGAUUCAUGUUGUAAGUGCCAAGUGGCAGCUAUCUGAGUCGACAUUGUAUAAAACUAAUGUACAUCCCAAGCGACGCCCCAUCUUUUUAGGCCUGUUUUUUAUCUUCUCUUUUCCUUUUCUUUUACUGAUUCAUCUCUCAAAUUGAACAUUGAUCCCCAUCUUGAUCACAAACGCAAGCCGUCCUCAUUGAUUCACUCUGGUUUAACAAGCACAUCCAUCGUUACCCAUGGCCAAGAUCAAGAUUGGCAUCAAUGGAUUCGGAAGGAUUGGCCGGUUGGUGGCCAGAGUUGCUCUGCAGAGAGAUGACAUUGAACUCGUUGCCAUUAACGAUCCUUUCUUGACUGCUGAUCACAUGAGAUACAUGUUUAAGUACGACAGUGUUCAUGGGCAGUGGAAGCAUGGCGAGCUUAAGGUUAAGGAUGAAAGCACACUUCUCUUUGGUGAUAAGCCCGUUAAAGUUUUUGAUUCUAGUUCUUUACUUACCUUACCUGAUGAAAUCCCAUGGGGCGAUUCUGGUGCUGAAUUUGUCGUUGAGUCCUCCGGAGUUUACACAGAUCGGGAGAGAGCAUCUCACCACCUGAGGACUGGUGCAAAGAAAGUUAUCAUUUCUGCCCCAAGUGAUGAUGUUCCCAUGUUUGUUGUGGGUGUUAAUGAGAAGGACUACACUCCAGAUCUUAACGUUGUUUCAAAUGCAAGCUGCACUACUAACUGUCUUGCUCCACUGGCAAAGGUUAUCCACGAUAAAUUUGGUAUCAUAGAGGGUCUUAUGACCACUGUCCAUUCUAUUACUGCUACUCAAAAGACUGUUGAUAGUCCACUAAUGAAAGACUGGAGAGGUGGUAGAGCUGCUGGCCAUAACAUCAUUCCCACUAGUACUGGAGCUGCUGAGGGUGUUGGUAAAGUGCUGCCGGCACUAAAUGGGAAGUUGACAGGAAUGGCCUUCAGGGUUCCCACAGUUGAUGUUUCCGUGGUUGACCUCACAGUGAGACUUGAGAAGAAGGCUACUUAUGAUGAGAUUAAAAAUGCUAUCAAGGAAGAAUCUGAGGGUAACCUAAAGGGAAUCCUCGGAUAUAUGGACGAUGAUUUAGUGUCCACUGACUUUGUGGAUAACCACAGGUCAAGCAUUUUCGAUGCCAAGGCUGGAAUUGCUUUGAAUGACAACUUUGUGAAGCUUGUCGCGUGGUAUGACAAUGAAUGGGGUUACAGCUCACGAGUCAUCGACUUGAUCUGUCACAUGGCCACAGUUACAUGAACAAUGUCAAUUCCUUAAUCACAACUGCAGCUAGGUUUCGACCAUGGUUAAAACUGAUUCUUUGGAAUUUAUAGUUCAGCUGACUCCAGAGCGUUAGAGAUUUUGUUUGGGAUACUAUCUAAAUUGAGAUGCCUACAGUACCAUUCUUCUGUUGUUAAUCCAAGAUAGAAUGAAACACUUGCAAGGUAGCAUUUCUUGGAUUACUUGCCUACAGUCAUGAAUUUCUUACAUCAUCGUAAUAGACCCUUUACACUUCAUGUAGCCUGCACCUAAAAAUUGUGAGCAAAAACGAGGGAGAGAUUUUGGUUUGGUUUGGUUUGUUUUAGGAUUGCAUGUCCUUCUCCACAAAAUCACAGAUGAAUAGUAAUGAGAGACUGAGGGAGAUGAAUACACAUGAAAGCUGCCGAAAUACUAAGACAGUGUGAGGCGGUGUCUCAUCACAUUUGUCGUUGUUGUCUCAGGAGAGUCCAAGUUUGAAAACUAGAAAAUGAAUACAAAUAACCAGUCGGAAUAUAGGUAUUCCAAGAGUUCUGGCACCUUCAAAAUAUUGUGCAAGGGUUAAAACUUAAAAGUACAACCUUACACAUAAUCAGAACCAUUAAAAGUAAAAGAAAAAAAGUGGAUAUUUCAUGCAGUUUCCAAGGACCAGAUGCAAGCUUUUGAUGACCGAGUUUGAGGUGGUAUCGUACGUGGAAGCAUGUUACGAAGAAGAACAAUAAAGUAGCUCAUUGUUUAGCUCGUUCUGCAUUACGAUGUAAUGAGAGUUUGUACUGCCAUGAGGUUGGCCUCCCUCCUUGGCUUCAUGAUCUAGUAGAGGAAUUAUCUAUAUAUGUAAUGAUGUUCUGGGGACUGAAGCUUGAUGCUCUGCUAUUCUCAGCUGCUGUAGUACUUGAAUCAGUUUAACAAAUUCCUUCUUGAAUAAAAAAAA